ACUCCCAAAGCCCAGACACACAAUGCCUUCCCUUUCAACGGAGAAGCCCUUGCAACUUCAAAACCCACCCCUCCACCACCCUCACCAUUUCAAGUUCGAGUCGGCACGUGAGGUCCCCGACUCGCACGUGUGGCCUGCCGUCGACGACCACCCUUCGGUCGACUCCGGCGGGCCUGACUCCGUCCCUGUCAUCGACAUCUCAUCGGUCGAUGCGGUCUCGCUCAUCGGUCAAGCUUGUGAAUCUUGGGGGGUGUUUCAAAUUACAGGCCAUGGGGCUGAUUUGAGACUGCUCGAUAGCUUCGAGUCCGAGGUUAGGAGGCUCUUCUCCCUUCCUACUGAACUCAAGCUGAAGGUCGGCCGGACCCAGAGCGGGCUAUCGGGUUACGGGCUCGCCCCGAUAUCCUCCUUCUUCUCCAAGCUCAUGUGGUCAGAGGGAUUCACCAUCUCCGGUUCACCUCUAGAACAUGCACGCAGGCUUUGGCCUAAGGACUACACGCACUUCUGCGAGGUGAUUGAGGAGUACAAUAAGGUGAUGAAGAGGCUAGCAGAGAGGGUGCUGCACCUGAUGCUCCUCUCGUUGGGCCUAACCGAGGAGGACAUCAAAUGGACCGGGGCCGUGGACAUAUUCCAAGACCUGACCUCGGUGCUCCAGUUGAACACGUAUCCCUUGCUGCCCAACCCGUGACCGGGCCAUGGCCUUGCUGCCAUACCGACUCAGCCUGCUGACAUUCUGUACCAAAGCGCCACGAGCGCCUUCAGUACUUCGCCUGAGGACCUUAGGCCCGCCCGAUGGGUGACGUCCACCAACCCCGGGGCCCUGGUCAUCAACGUCGGCGAUCUGGCCAUAAUUCUUCCAACGGUCGGUUUUCACAGCGUGCUUCAUCGCGCCGUCGUUAAAGGACCCGCCCACGGAUUUCGCGGCCUUCAUAUGUGGCGCCAGCCCACGAGGUUCGCCAUCGUCAAGCAUGGGCCCGGUUUACGGCCCAUAUCAUGGAGAGAGUACUUGGUGAAGGCCAGGCUCUUUGACAAGGCUCUGGCAUCCAUAAAAGUAUCAGAAGACGAUCGUAACAGCAAGUCGUGCUCCUUGCUGCGUGUAAUUAACCAUUUUGUUCCUGUCACUGUCAGAGGUUUUGAGUUUAAUUUUCCAUCAAUGUGA
Molecule: messenger RNA, 1156 nt
Organism: Asparagus officinalis (garden asparagus)
Lineage: Eukaryota; Viridiplantae; Streptophyta; Magnoliopsida; Asparagales; Asparagaceae
Product: gibberellin 3-beta-dioxygenase 2-like
Biological process (GO): gibberellin biosynthetic process; response to light stimulus
Molecular function (GO): gibberellin 3-beta-dioxygenase activity
Source: RefSeq, a predicted model, not a curated record